GGGAAACUGCAAAUACAGGUUACGAGGAUAAAGGGCAAAGUAGUUGCGUAUAGGCGCCUAUUCGAAGGGGAAGAAAAGGUAGUUCACUUCACUUACUCAUUUGAUAGAUGCGGUAAAUCAUGCUCAAAUGACGGGCUUUUAGACACCAAAAAAGAGAGUUCUCCGUUACACCUAGAAUAUAGAGGAGGGAUUGGUAAAGAUCGUGGUUCUAGCGGUGGAGGGAAUCGUUUCUCAAUCUUAGUUGACAAGGAUUUGGGUAAGGAAAUGCUAGACUUCUUUACAGUAGUGUUUUUCUUCUAUUGUCUCAUCAGUCCAUCCUUUGACGGAGAAGAAAGACAAGAGAGGAUCGAUGUAAUUGAGAAGAGGUCCCCGCCUAGGAAGACUUCUUCUACCGUUCUUCCCCGGAAAAUGAGGCCUAGGAGAGGUGCGAAUCAGAGC
Molecule: messenger RNA, 438 nt
Organism: Striga asiatica
Lineage: Eukaryota; Viridiplantae; Streptophyta; Magnoliopsida; Lamiales; Orobanchaceae
Source: the annotation of a GenBank genome assembly